Messenger RNA from Asparagus officinalis (garden asparagus), 1952 nucleotides. RefSeq lists its product as uncharacterized. The record is from RefSeq and is a predicted model, not a curated record. Lineage: Eukaryota; Viridiplantae; Streptophyta; Magnoliopsida; Asparagales; Asparagaceae. The transcript is spliced from 10 exons. Bases 69 to 1952 code for a protein of 627 amino acids.
UUCCGUAUCAGCAGUCAGACGCCUUACCUCUCGAGGUGCUCUUCCCUGCAGUCCAGCUAGCUUAUAGGAUGGAUCUUUCCCUGCUCCCAGCAAUGGUUGCUGACAUUCAUUGUGGGCUUAGGUAUCUGGUCAACGGUUUUGAGCAGGUGGGUUCUGAGCCGUCGACUGAGCUUAUUUGUGUGAAGGUCGAGCUUCCUUAUGCGUAUCUGAUGGCGUGGAUCGUUCUUCACCAUCCUGACUUGAUGUCUGCGCCCAGCAUUGUUGAUGCCCCUGUUCCUUUCGUACAGCUGUUGGAGAGGAGCAGAUGGCUCGGGAAAAUAUUCAGUGAUGUACAACGAGAGCUUCGAGUUCGUAAGAGCUGGGAGUUCUUCAAGUGUUUUCCUCGCUUUUCGGGCCGCUAUGGUGAUGUGCUGAUUGAUGAGGAGAAGCCCAGAACUAAUCGGACUGCUCUCGACGUUGGUUGUUUCCGCUGGUUGGUGAACAUCCGCGUCGGGUAUCUCGUUCUUCGGGUGAAGAACCGCUGCCACAUAGAGCCUUACCUCCCCAGCCGUUUUGCUCGUCAGUUUGGCUACGACCAACUAUAUGUUGGGAAUCCGAGCCGUGGUUUGAAGAUUGAAGGAGGGCUUAUUGACGGCGUUCGGGCAUGGCUAUGGACCAUGGUGGGCUGUACGGGAGCCCAGUUUGCUCUUCCUUCAUCCAGACGCAAGCCGUUGAUCACUUUCCUCAGUUGCAAGUGGUUUCUUUCUGCCAAUGAGUCCAUAGGUGUAAGGAGUCUUUCAGAGUUGCAGUCUGAGCACUUGGUUCAAGUCACUAUGAUGGCUGCUCGUAAGGCUGAGCUUGCUAAGAAACAGGGGAAGAAGCCUGCCAAACAUUCCCUCUCGAGCAGAGACAGGAUGGAUGACGAUGAAGAGCUCCUUCCUAUUGAUGAUGAAGACGAGACUUCUGAGGAGGAGUAUGUGGAUAUAGAUACUGACCAAGAAGAACUUGAUGCAGGUAGGACAGUCGAUGAGCACGAGUCGCUCGCUGCUCGUUAUGUGAGAUCCAGGCCUAGCGGCAAAGCUCCUACACGGGUUGAGACACGUGGCAAGUUCGUGCACGAACGGCCCGUUGGUUCUAUGAGGGCUGGUGCUCCGAAAAAGAAGAAGACCGCUCAUAAACCAUGCGUUGGUCGGUACCCCUACGGAGUGGAUUUAGGAGACAUCGCCGACGGAGAGGAAGGGUACUAUGACGAGGGCGAGCUUCCACCGGACCCCGUAUUCCCUAGUUCUGAUAAUAUGGAUAGCUUCAUGCAGCAAAUAUGUGACACCAUUCGUAACGACUCCAUGGACGUUGAUACUGAGCAGGUGAAUAGUGUUGAGCCCACCAUUCCAUGUUCAGAUUACUUGAAGAAUCCAAGUAUGGAUAUUGGGGAAAAAGAAUCUUCUGUUCCUGGUGCAGAUGUCGUGGUAGAAAAGCCAGUUGAGGAUCAGACCUUUCAUGAUGUAGGUUUCGAGGAACAGGGGUGUGCCUCUGCACCAAGUUUCUCGGGACCCGACAUCGGAUUAUUUGUCGACAUGCUGGCUGAACAGGCAUCCAGAGGAGCUGUGGGACCACCCUUUGAGAGUGAUUCAUUCACAGUUCCGGUCACCAGGACUGAUUCAAUAAUGAUGCCCGGCAUAUCUAGUUUACCUCGGAGUGACAGACCCACAGGACCGGUCACUGGGACCGAUACUCUUAUGACUCCUGGCAUUCCCCGUGUACCUGAGGACGGUGGACUUGCAGGGGUUGAUAUACCCUCCAUGACUACUCCUGCAGUUAUUUCGGAACCUGUCGGAUCUCAGCCCGAGGGGACCUCCGUUGACGUUGGAUCUCGAUCAUCUCUAUAUGAGCAUGUUCGCGCCCUCUUGGCCGAUACCGAUCCAGACAGAGACAUUUUCCGUACAGACCUCGGCUUUUUUUACUGCCUUUUUUAA